CCGUCAACUGUUAUGAAACUCACGAUUGCCUCUGGCUCAAUGCCUCGACGUCGCCAUCACUGUUGUCACGGGUUGACGACGACGACGCCGAUCUAGAUCGAUAGCCUGAGCGAUGGCCUUGUGGGAGGAGGAGAAUUAUGGCGCGCUUGCCGACCGGGCAUGCUGGGCCAUGUUCGCCGUGACAACAGUCAUCGUUUCCCUCCGAGUCUUCUGCAGAGCAUACUAUGUCCGGUCCAAUGUCGGGGGGUUAGGUUUGGACGACUACAUCACGCUUGCCUGUCUUGUAGUCUUCCUGGCAACAUGCAUUCUCGUCACGAUAGGCUCGCACUACGGGCUCGGGAAGCAUUUCGAGACGAUACCCCCCGAAGACGUCACGACGGCGCUCAAGUACAAUGUCAUCAUCAGCGCCGUGCUGAUCUGGACCUUCUCCCUACCAAAAUUCGCCAUCAUCUCGACCCUCCAGCGCAUUCUCACCCCCGGCAUCAAGACCACGAUAGUCUUCUGGUUUCUCGCCCUGUCAUCCCAGGCGUGCAUCCUCGCCACGUCUGUCUGGUGGUUCAAGCAGUGCGACCCCGUUGAGCGUGGCUGGGACUUGACACUCCCGGGAAGCUGUGCGCCGGUCAGCAUUCUGGCGAACUUAGGCUACUUCACCUCGGCAUACUCGGCCUUUCUUGAUGUCUUUUUCGCUUUAUACCCCAUCCCGUUCAUUAUGCGGCUCAACAUGCCGCUCAAGACGCGCAUCGCUGUUGCAACAGCCCUGGGGCUCAGCGUGCUGGCAUGUGUUGUCUCAAUUUACAAGCUCGCCAUUUUCGGCCAGGUGUUCGAGAUCUUGGCCGUCGAUCCCACAUACCCGGUGCCAUACUUGGACAUCCUCGGUGUAGCCGAGGGGUGCAUUCUGAUGGUAUGCGCGUCUCUCCCGACUUUAGGGCCACUGUACCGCGCGAUUCGGGGCCAGGUCACGGACGGCAGCCGGGGCACCGAACAGAUGAUGACGGGAAGCGGACAGUACGGCAACGGGCAGGGCGCGUCGCACGGCGGGAGUCGGAACUGGGACAAGGUCAGGGGCCACAAGCUCGACUCGGACGUUGAGGCGUCGAGCCUGCACCUGCGCCCCAGCUUCGACGCCAUCCCCCUCGUCUCCACUGGCAACACAUCCUCGCGAGGUGGAGGCGCGGAACCGGACGGCAUGGGCGGCAUCCACAAGACAAUGGAGGUGUCGGUGUCUUCCGAGACCCUGAAGGAGGAGAGGCGGUGAGACUCGAGACGACGUUGCUCCUCGGCGUCUCCACUGGCAGGCACUAAGGUAUGAAUACCUUAGGGUGGGAGCAUCGUACGAUGUGUCCGGCAGUAUUGUUGCGCGCCUGGGUCAGGGAUGAUUCUUAAGAUAUCUGUAAUUGUAGCAUUAUGAGCGAUUCUUUGCGUGAGAAUUUGACUGAAACGAACCACAAAGCUGGACGCUAUCCUGUCAAGACGCGUACUCCCGUGGCAUGCCCG
Canariomyces notabilis is the source of this 1494-nucleotide messenger RNA. RefSeq lists its product as uncharacterized. Bases 113 to 1255 code for a protein of 380 amino acids. The record is from RefSeq and is a predicted model, not a curated record. The transcript is spliced from 3 exons. NCBI's taxonomy places the organism in Eukaryota, Fungi, Ascomycota, Sordariomycetes, Sordariales, Chaetomiaceae.